Molecule: messenger RNA, 597 nt
Organism: Cannabis sativa
Lineage: Eukaryota; Viridiplantae; Streptophyta; Magnoliopsida; Rosales; Cannabaceae
Product: nonsense-mediated mRNA decay protein 2-like
Exons: 3
Coding region: 1-597 (198 amino acids)
Source: RefSeq, a predicted model, not a curated record
AUGGAUGUCAUGAACACCCUCAUUUUCGAUCGGUCUUUGAAAGAGUUAAAAUUAAGAAACCUCACUCCAACUUUCGUUGAGAGAUUGAGUUUGAGCCUCACUGAUUUUUUCUCUGGUGAGACUACUCCCGAGGCUGUGAAAUUCAAAAUUAAAGGUGGUUCCAAGCCUGCUGGUCAACCUGGCUUGAUGGGUUCUUCUUCAUCAACUGCUCAUGAGAAUGUCUCCCGAGUUGAGUUUGAGGAAUUUAAAAAGUGUUUAUCUGUUGUUGUCAGCCAGCAAGGGAUUCUUAUGAAAUCUGUUGCUGAGAUGAACAAGAAGCUGGACAUUCUUAUUGAGUCAUCCCAAGGUGGUCUCACUCACAAUGGAUCUCAGUCUGAAGAUGCUCUUCGUACUUCAGAAAAUGAGGAUGAUGAAGAUUCCACUUCGGAGGAAGACGGGGAUGAUAAAUUCGACGAUGACAAAGGAGAUGAUCAUCAUGACGAUGAAACUGAUGAUGAUGAUGAUGAUGAUCUGGGUGGAGAUGGUGUUGGUGCUGGUCAGGAUGAGGCUCACACGGGCGAUGUUCGUAACGAUGACAAUGUUUUUUUUUUCUUAUAG